GGCCGACAGCCUCAAAGAUGCGACUGAGUCUGCGCACGGCCACUCCGGAUGGGAAAUGCUCAUUCCGUGGAGAGGCGGCGUGGUGCGGCAGUUUCAGGUUACGGGCGCGGAUGCGGGGAAAAUGGGAAAGGUUCUUUCUGGAAAAUGUAAUGACAUGUCCAUCUGUGACAGCAUCCCAAGAGUCAGCCUGGUUUCUGGAAAUCUAUUCUGACUCCACGGCAGCUAGGAUGGAUGUAACUUUGCCUGUGGUUAGAAAACAAAGGGUUUACUGAGUUUCCUGAGUGCCCUGUACACCUUUGGGUCUCACCACCUCGCUGGACAGCAGGGCUCUCCUUGGGGCCCACAGGACCUUGGACACGUCUACAGAAGGCCCUGUCAGCAACUGCAGCUGAGGGCUGUAGAUCUUUUUCCAAGAACAACAGAAAAUGAUCGAGUACCAGCAGAGACCUGUGUCAUUCAAGGAUGUGGUAGUGGGCUUCACUCAAGAGGAGUGGCACAGGCUGAAUCCUGCUCAGAGGGCCCUAUACCGGGAUGUGAUGCUGGAGACCUACAGCAACCUCGUCUCAGUGGGUUAUGAAGGCACCAAACCAUAUGUGAUCCUCAGGCUGGAGCAGGAAGAAACACCAUGGAUUUGUGAGGCGUCAUGCUCAGGCUGCCACUGUUUCGAAAACAUUUGGCAAGGUAACGUCCAGAAGAAGAGACAGCAAGACAUGCUUUUGAGGCAAGGUACAUUCAUCAGCAAGAAAACGUUGCCCAAGGAAAGAAGCCAUGAAUGUAAUAAGUUUGGGAAAAUAUCACAUCUGAGCACUGAUCUUUUUCCUUCAAUUCAAAACCCUAAUAACUGGGACUCUUGUGGAAAGAGUGUGAACCAUAAUUUAGACUUGAAUGGUUUUAAGAGAAACUAUUCAAAAAAGCAAGAUGAGUGCUAUGGAUGUGGGAAAUUAUUACAACAUACAAAGCAUGAUAGAAGACCUAAUGGAGAAAAAUUCUGGGAAUGCAGUCACUGUGAGAAAGCUUUCAGCCAUAACCCAGCACUUACGUAUAAACCAGCAGUAACCAAUUCUCUUGUGUACAAACGGAAGAGGGUUCCACCUACAGAGAAACCCCAUGUCUGUACUGAGUGUGGGAAAGCCUUCUGCUACAAGUCUGAAUUCAUUAGGCAUCAAAGAAGUCACACUGGGGAGAAGCCAUAUGGAUGCACUGACUGUGGAAAAGCCUUUUCACAUAAGUCAACCCUCAUUAAACACCAGAGAAUACACACUGGGAUAAGACCCUUUGAGUGUUUUUUUUGUGGGAAAGCCUUCACCCAGAAGUCACACCGCAGAGAACAUCAGAGGACACAUACAGGAGAGAGACCCUUUGUGUGCAAUGAAUGUGGGAAGUCAUUUGGUGAGAAGUCAUACCUCAAUGUACAUCGAAAAAUACACACAGGAGAAAGACCCUAUCGUUGCAGAGAAUGUGGAAAAUCCUUCAGUCAAAAGUCAUGCCUCAAUAAACAUUGGCGAACUCAUACCGGAGAAAAACCCUAUGGAUGCGACGAAUGUGGCAAAGCUUUCUACCAGAAGCCAAACCUCAGCAGACAUCAGAAAGUUCAUGCUAGGAAGAAUGCUUACAGGAAUGAAAACCUAAAAAUUGUAGGAAAGCCUUGAACAAGAUACCCUGUUUCAUUAUAUGUGGAGGAAUUCAUCCUUAGGAGAAAUCUCAUUGAUCUAAUGACCAAGUGUUUUAUCAUAAGGCAAGUCAUGCUCCAAUUGUGACAGAAAGUUUUAUACUAAAGAUUAUAGAAAAUAUUUUAUAAAACAUAAACCUGUUCAUUCUGGCUUAUGAAAGUUUAAAUGAUAACAGAAUACAAAAUAUAUGUGAAGAAAAUUAGAGGUAUAUUAUGGUAUGUCCCACAGUGAGCCACAUAAUAAGCACUACUUAUAUUUUAGAAUUAUAAAUGUGAAUUUAAUAAAUUAUGAAUGUCAAGCACAUAUGUAGAAUGCCAUUCACCAAACUUUUUCACUCUAAAUAUCACCAUUGUCUUUUGGUGUCUAACAAUACAAAAAACAACAACAACAAUAAUAAUAAUAAUAUGGCCAGCUAUUUUUUUAAAAAGCUUUAACAUAUUAAACCAGCACAUUUUCUCCACCUUUUCUAGCACAACUGGCUUUUUAAUCAGGAAGAAAGUAAAGUUGAACCAACAGCACAAACCAUAUGAAAAAAAAACUGCAGGCAGACUUAAGAUUUAAAAUUUUAAAAUAACAGUAAAAUUCUUGAAAUAAAAUGAAAGGAGACUACAUGUACAAUCUAGGAAUUGGGGGAGAUUAACUUUACCAACCCAGGACACUCAAAAGCUGUUAAAAAAAUAAAUAUUUGACUACAUAAAAAGUGCAAUCGGACUUCCCUGGUGGUGCAGUGGUUGGGAGUCCGCCUGCCAGUGCAGGGGACACGGGUUUGAGCACUGGUCUGGGAAGAUCCCACAUGCUGCGGAGCAGCUAGGCCCGUGUGCCACGACUGCUGAGCCUGCGCUCUAGAGCCCGCGAGCCACAACUAUUGAGCCCAUGUGCCUAGAGCUUGUGCUCCACAACGAGGAGAAGCCACCGCAAUGAGAAGCCCACGCACUGCAAUGGAGAGUAGCCACCGCUCGCCGCAACUAGAGAAAGCCCCCGCACAGCAAUGAAGAUCCGAUGCAGCCAAUAAAUAAAUAAAUAAAUAUAUUUUUUUUAAAAAGUGCAAUCUUUUGCAUGGCAAAAGAUGCCAUCAACAGUCAAUAAACAAUGAUUUGGGGGAAAAUAUUUGCAGAGCCAAUCAGAGAAAGAGUGGUCUUCGUAUUGACAGGAAAGAAAAUAACCCAAUAGCAAAACAUGGCAAAGAAUGGACAGUUGAGAGAAGAGCAAAUCCAAGUGGCUGAUGGGCUUAUCAAAAAAAUGGUUAGGGCUUCCCUGGUGGCGCAGUGGUUAGGAAUCCGCCUGCCAAUGCAGGGGACACGGGUUUGUGCCCCGGUCCAGGAAGAUCCCACAUGCUGCGGAGCGGCUAGGCCCGUGAGCCACAACUACUGAGCCUGCGCAUCUGGAGCCUGUGCUCCGCAACGGGAGAGGCCGCGACAGUGAGAGGCCCGCGCACCGCGAUGAAGAGUGGCCCCCGCUCGCCGCAACUGGAGAAAGCCCUCGCACAGAAACGAAGACCCAACGCAGCCAAAAAUAAAUAAAUAAAUAAAUAAAUUUAUUUUUUUUAAAAAAAGGUUAGCCUCAGUAGUUGUUGGAGAAUGCAGAUUUAAGUUAUAAUGACAGUAUGCAAUCAAGCUGACGAAAAAGAGCAGGAAUGCUUUUUGCUCUCAGGACAAAGGGUGUUCUUAAGACACUGCUGGUAGAAACAUGAAUUGUUACAGCUCUUUUGAAAAGCAAUCUGACAUCUAUUAUAACUUAAUAAAAUACUUAUGCCACUUUGGGGAAUCUUCUCUUAGAAGUAAAACCCCAGUACAUAAGGGACAUGUACAUUUAUUGUGAAUUGUUCCUAGUGGCAAAAAACACUAGAAUCAAAAUAAAUGCCCAUCAGCAGGGAAACUUGAAGAGGGAAGGAACUAUAGUUAUCCAUUCCAUAGGAUGUUUAUAUAGCCAUUAAGGUGGACAAGUUAAAGCUAUGCUAGUGGACUUGAAUGGAAUUCCACAAUGUUUUCUUGAGAGAAAAAAGCAAGGGAGAAGUGUGUAAAAUGACUCUGUUUUUGUAAAUCAGUUACAAAAUGCUUCUAGGUGCUUAUGAGUGAUAAACAUGUAUCGUAUAUGUUUGUGUAAGAUUUUAUAUGCAUGGAGAAAAGUAUAGAAGAGUAUACAUUGGGUUCGGGGAAGGUGGGUGAUGCAGGUGGAUAAUGGGGUAGUCAGAGAAGGAAAAUGAAAGCCCUAAAGAAAAAUUAUGUAAAUAACUGAACCAAGUAUGAUAUGUCAAAUAUGUGAUUAAGAAAUUUGAGGGGGAAGCUAGAACUCUACUAAUUUGUGGAGAUAUUUGUGGCAUAUUGUUAAGUGAAAAGAGAAAAUUUCUGAAUAAUGUAUAUGAAUCUAUUUUUUAAAAUUAAAACACGUAUAUGUGUAUUUAUGCAUGUAUGUGUUUAUAUGAACAAAGAGAAAAGUGUGGAGGGAUAGAUAUAAAACAAGGUAUUAACAUUGGUUACCCUGGUGGGGAAUGGAAAUGUAAGUAGUUGUUUAAUUUAUAUAUCUUUGUAUUGUUUUACUUGUUACAAACAUAUGUUACUUUUGUAAUUUGAAAAACAAAAUAAAGGGGGGAAGAGUGUUUUGAAAUACAUGAGGCCUUGC
This is a messenger RNA of Balaenoptera acutorostrata (minke whale), 4289 nucleotides long. It is a transcript of the gene ZNF793, whose product is annotated as zinc finger protein 793. Gene Ontology annotation, cellular component: nucleus. Gene Ontology annotation, molecular function: RNA polymerase II cis-regulatory region sequence-specific DNA binding; DNA-binding transcription activator activity, RNA polymerase II-specific; DNA-binding transcription repressor activity, RNA polymerase II-specific. The coding region runs from base 426 to 1649 and encodes 407 amino acids. The transcript has 7 exons. Lineage: Eukaryota; Metazoa; Chordata; Mammalia; Artiodactyla; Balaenopteridae. The record is from RefSeq and is a predicted model, not a curated record. Gene Ontology annotation, biological process: negative regulation of transcription by RNA polymerase II.